UUUCUGUUAAAGGCAUCAAUUAAGAGUUUGACGCUAUGAAUGUAGUUUUACGGACCCGUGCUGCCUUCAGGGUCCUAUUUCAGAUGUGGGAUUGCUGAUUCAUGAGUCCGAUGUGGUGAAAUGAAUGGACUGAGGAUGACCUAGUAACGCCGGUCCAGCCUAGUACUCUACGAGGUAAACACAGGCAUGAAUGAACCAAAAAAGGAGAUGAAGGAGGAGACAAAUCCGAGAUCUUCCCAUUUUCCUUGUUCCCUACAGGAUGGUUGUUGUGUUCUCACCCAUCCCUCGCGACUCUGACCCUCACCCCACCCCUUUUGUAAAAAAAAAAAAAAAAAAAAAACUACAGGAGGAGGAGGAGGGAGAAGAAAAAAAAUGAAGUCAAUUAUACAACACCGCGGCUCUCCACUGCUCCCUCCUCUCCCCAUCUCUCUGCAUUACUACUACAGCCGGUGGAUCCACAUGCGAGGCUCUCCGUGAACUUCAGCGGUCACACCGGCUCCAGAUCGCAGGCAUGUCGGCCGGUGGGUCCGAGGACACGGCGGGCACGGGAGAUCCGGCUGCAGAGGAAGAAAGUACAAGCCAUGCAGGCUCCUCUGCAGCAGCUGUCGAGCUGCCAAGGAAACGAAAGGGAGAUGUGGAGACGAGGUCAAAUAUCCGGGAGACCUUUGACAUCCAAAUGGAUGAUGAGCUCAGCAGAUCUGAAGGGGAAGACCAGCAGGUGAAAAUGAAGUGCUUUAGGGAGCCUCACCGCCAGAUUGAAAAGCGGCGGAGGGAUAAAAUGAACAACCUCAUUGAUGAACUGUCUGCAAUGAUCCCUGCAUGUCAGCCUAUGGCUCGAAAACUUGACAAACUCACUGUGCUGCGGAAGGCUGUGCAACAUCUGAAAGCCCUGAAAGCUGGGACGAGCAGCGCCUUCACCGACACCGCCUAUAAGCCUUCCAUCUUGCCUCAUGAUGAUCUCAGACACCUUCUACUCAGGGCUGCCGAGGGUUUCCUGUUGGUGGUCACCUGUGACAGAGCAAAGAUCCUCUUCAUCUCAGAGUCUGUCUCCAAAGUCCUCAACUUUAGCCGGUUGGAACUGACAGGGCAGAGCUUAUUUGAUUUCAUCCACCCCAAAGACAUCAACAAAGUGAAGGAACAGCUCUCGUCGACGGAGUUGUCCCCUCGCCAGCGCUUCAUAGAUGGUGCAAGUACAUCUGUCGCCAUGUCAGUUGCAGUUCAGCCACAGUCUGAUGUUCCUGUUAAGGCGUCCCACUUGUCCACUGGAGCUCGACGAUCCUUCUUUUGCCGUAUGAAGCACAGUCGUGUGGCUGUGAAACAGGACGAAAAGCCGCCAUUGCCCAGUAUGUCCAAAAGGAAAGAUACUUACAGAUACUGUACUCUCCACUGCACUGGAUACAUGCGGAGUUGGCUGAGCAGCCAGCUGGACUCGGAAGGUGACGCUGAGAAGGAGCCCUCGAACCUGACCUGCCUGGUGAUGGUGUGCCGCAUCCACCCCGCUGCAUCCCACCAGCCAUCCAAAGACAUCACCGUCAAGCCCACUGAAUUCACCACCCGCUGUUCGAUCGACGGCAAGUUCACUUUUGUAGACCAACAAGCUACGACGAUCAUCGGAUAUUUGCCACAGGAAGUUCUUGGCACCUCAUGUUAUGAGUACUUCCACCAAAAUGACCUGAUGCACCUCGCAGACAAGCACAGGCAAGUUCUUCAAAGCAAAGAGAAGGUUGACACAGAGUGCUACAAAUUCAAGACGAAAUAUGGCUACUAUGUUUCACUCCAAAGUCAGUGGUUUAGCUUCACAAAUCCAUGGACCAAAGAAAUUGAGUUUAUAGUGUCUUUAAACAGGCUUGUCUCGGGGCCUGGUCACACAAAAGAGGAAGAGGAGGCAGGCAGCUCAAAAGCACUUCAGGAAGACAGUAAACAGAUGCCCAUAAUUUCCGGCAUUUCCAGUGGUGUGGGCACAAUGAUCUACGCAGGCAGCAUAGGGACCCAAAUCGCAAAUGAGCUCAUUGACUCAUACAGAGUGAACUCCUCCCCAUCAAGCGGAGCUUCCAGUCCAUUUGGCCUACCCCAGGACAAAGGCCCUGUGGUUUCCCCACAAACCAGCAGGAGUGCGUCCAGUAGAGAGGAGGCAGCAGGUAGUUCACAGUCCCAGUCUGAGUCUAGCACGGCAGGGGGGGCUGCUGGUGCAUCAUCUGAGAGAACAGGAGAGCCAUCCCAGGUGGACAUGGACAACGUGGUUCCAGGUCUGAGCAGCUUCAGCAGUGAUGAGGCAGCCAUGGCGGUCCUCAUGAGCCUCCUAGAGACAGAUGUAACUAUGAGUCAGGUGGGGGCGUUGGAGGACCUGCAGUGGAGCCACACAGACUUUUAGCUCCUCUCACUAGCUCUUGUGCCAUUUCUUUCUCAUUCGCCGUGAACUCAGAUGUUCAGUUGGUCAUUCUGUGACCGUCUGAUUUGGCCUUGCACAACUGAACCCACUGGACUUAUACCAAAGGCCACAACGUGUCAGACUUGAAGAAAGUCUAAAACAUAGCAAAUAAUAGGAAAUUCUAUGACUGUGAUUGUCCUGUUGGACCCUGCAGCUCUUGCCUAAAGUGAGGUUAAUGUGUUCAUGGACCCUUUGGUGCGUCAGUGUCUUACUCAGUGACACAUCCUCAAGGGGAAUGAAAUCCAGAUUUUCCAAAACUGAAUGAUCACUCUUUUCACCCUGCAACCCUGCCACCCCAACCUCUGGAGGAGAGUUGGACUCCUGCCACGUGCAGCGCUGCUAAAGAAACAGGAAAAAAAUAUUCAACACAGUAUGUGAAAGCUUUUAGGGACCCAGUGAUGAUUAGAUGUUUUUCAUAACAUGGUAUGCUUGUUUCCUUUUUUAUUAUUUUUUACAAAUCCUCUCCAAACACACAAGUAUUCUGCUGAGUAACAUCUUGUCAGAUUAUUGAAAGUAAGUGAGAAUGAAAGCUCAAAAUCUCAGUCCUUUCACAAAUUCCACA
Molecule: messenger RNA, 2990 nt
Organism: Sphaeramia orbicularis (orbiculate cardinalfish)
Lineage: Eukaryota; Metazoa; Chordata; Actinopteri; Kurtiformes; Apogonidae
Product: aryl hydrocarbon receptor nuclear translocator-like protein 2
Exons: 17
Coding region: 512-2371 (619 amino acids)
Biological process (GO): regulation of DNA-templated transcription
Cellular component (GO): cytoplasm; transcription regulator complex; nucleus
Molecular function (GO): protein dimerization activity; DNA-binding transcription factor activity
Source: RefSeq, a predicted model, not a curated record